Dinoponera quadriceps is the source of this 2079-nucleotide messenger RNA. RefSeq names its product protein abrupt-like. The record is from RefSeq and is a predicted model, not a curated record. NCBI's taxonomy places the organism in Eukaryota, Metazoa, Arthropoda, Insecta, Hymenoptera, Formicidae. Gene Ontology annotation, molecular function: protein binding; DNA binding. The transcript has 5 exons. The coding region runs from base 235 to 1341 and encodes 368 amino acids. Gene Ontology annotation, biological process: regulation of transcription by RNA polymerase II. Gene Ontology annotation, cellular component: nucleus.
UUCUCGUGCUCGCUCGCCCCCCUCGCUCGCUCUUUCGCACGCUCUUUCUUGCUCUGUCUCUCCGUGUGUAACCCCCACCCUUCCGGCCGCAGCUCCCCUAGGUAGCGAAAAUCUCGGCGGCUGAAUGUUUUCUUAAGGGAUUCUUCCUGCGAGCGACGCGAAAUUCGGAGAGUGGACUCGCGUCUCUGGACGUACUUGCGGACUCCGAAAUUCGUGUACUGUUGAGCCGCAAUCAUGGAAUCUGGGAGUAACUUGCCUAACCCGGUUAAUUACCCGGGCGGCGACCGCCAGCAGUUCUGUGUCUCUUGGAAUUCCCACCAGUCCAACAUGCACAGCGCCUUCCCAAAGUUGCUGAGCUCCGAGCAGUUUGUGGACGUAACACUGGCCUGCGACGGAGGUUCAAUCAAAUGUCACAGGGUUGUGCUGUCUGCCUGUAGCGAUUAUCUGGAGCGUUUGCUGUUGGAGAUACCGUGCACCCAUCCUAUCAUCUUCCUGAGAGACAUGAGGAUGUGGGAACUUCAAGCUCUAGUUGAGUUCAUGUAUCGCGGAGAGGUGUACGUAGAGCAGCAACAAUUGGCGAAACUGAUGCAAGCGGCGGACGUCUUGCAAAUACGUGGCCUGUCCAGUCAGUGUGACAACAAUUCGAGCGACAGCAACACGCAAAAUGACUCCAACGCGCCCGUCACUCCGUCACCGCCUAUGCAUGACACUUCCAAUUUCAAGACCGAGGACACCUCGGCCACCAGCGGUAACAAUUCCAACUUCCUACCAUGUUCGGCGAUGGCGACGACUAGUUUGGGAAACAGUUCGUCGCACACCGUCACGCCGGUGCCGCACAAUUCCAAUUCGUCAUCCAAUUUCGUGAACAUGGAGCACAGCGAGGCGCUGCAACAUCUGGAGAAGGCUCUGAGCGCGUGCGAGGCGACCCUCACCGAGAGUCCGGGGAUGGUGAAGAUGGAGCCUGACGAGCAGUUUGCUCAGCAGCAGGACGUCAAGCCAUAUUCCAUUAGUAUGGUAUCCAGUAAUAAUUGCAACCCCACCAGCCCGUUCUCUCCGGUCGAAGGUUAUCAAAGACGACAAAGACGCUCGGAAGAGGAACUUAAGCAAGCUUCGGACAUGGUAGCACGCGGCAUGACGUUCCAAGUAGCCUCAGAAAAGUACAAUAUACCGAUCAGCACAAUUCGAUUCUACAUGGUCAGGAAGGGCAUCUUGCAAAGGCGAAAACGCGGCCGCGGCUCGAGCAACCUCGGCAUGAAUAGCCAGCCGGGUAGCCCAGCUAGUCCGCCAUACCAUAUGAUGAAUUAUCGUUUGCCGGAGAGCCUAAAUUCCAGCCUACCGUAGUGCUGUACAAAGAAGAGUAAGGAGAAAAUGAGUUUUUCAGAGGAAGCACGGCUGCAACUGCAGUCCCCGAGAGGACUUUCGAAAGUCCGUUGUUCGGCGGGUAGUUCGAAGGUAACAACAAGUAAGAAAAGUGGCGUAACAAAGCCGAGAGAUUCUGGGAAAUCGGUUUAAUUUCGGAUCGGAAGAUCAGUGAACUUUCCGUUAAGACGUAGUGGAUGUGGACAACGGGAGCAGCAGCCCGGUGGUCGGCGGCGGCGGUCCUCGACCGUUCGACGCGAGGAACACCCGCGAGAUUUCUUUGUGCGCUUUUUGUCACGCGAAAACGUAACGGUCGAGUCGCACUACGUGCUCCGAUCCACGCUAAUACGCAUUGUAAUUAUUAAUAGAAAGCGAGAUUCCGAGUUGUUGGUGGGACUCGGUGAUCGACGCGUACGACGCGCGCGCGUGUGUUGAUCGUGACAACGUUGUCGUCAACGUUGUCGUCGCACCUGGUACACGUGUGAAUAUCAAAACGCUCGGAUUCGCCGUUUCAUCGCUACGCACUUGCCUAACAUAAUUUUUGCCCGUUCCUACCUGUUGUCAUUUGACGUACAAUAUUGCUCUCGUAAACGCGUUUUCUACGCUCGGAGAAAAAUGUUUUUUUUAGAUUCAUUUCUAUUUAUUUGAGUAAAAGUUUUAUCGUCUCACUCAAGAAAACUCUAUUAUUUGAUAGAAAGAGCGCUAUUAUUUGAAAUAAUA